Molecule: messenger RNA, 658 nt
Organism: Hypomesus transpacificus
Lineage: Eukaryota; Metazoa; Chordata; Actinopteri; Osmeriformes; Osmeridae
Product: C-C motif chemokine 4-like
Exons: 3
Biological process (GO): cellular response to type II interferon; lymphocyte chemotaxis; positive regulation of GTPase activity
Cellular component (GO): extracellular region
Molecular function (GO): chemokine activity; CCR chemokine receptor binding
Source: RefSeq, a predicted model, not a curated record
GAUCUCUAUAAGAUCCAGGGGGCCAGAGGAGCACUGAACAUCACAGAGGUCAGGGGAUUGGAGCAGGUAGAUCUAAACAGAAGACAGCUAAGUAGUCCUUUUGGUCAAAACAUAUGUACGGGUAAUUGUAGCUGUACUAGUCCUAGGUUGGAUCCAGGGAAGCAGCAACAGGACAUAUCCGAUAUUUACUCUGCUACUGACAGGCUUGAACCUGAGGCACCUGAAGAUGAGGUCCAGCUUGGUCUCCUCCACGCUUCUCUCCAUCAUAGCAUGGAUGGCUAGGGCGUACGCAAAUAAUGGACCUCUCACCAAGUGCUGUUUAGGCCAUUCCACAACAAGGGUCCGACUGGACCAGAUACAGAACUACACGGUUCAGACUGAUCGACUCUGUGAUAUCCCAGCCAUAGUGUUUUUCACCGAGAAAGGACUUAGGAUCUGCUCGUCACCUAACAGUGACUGGAGCAAGAGGGCCAUGGGUAAGGUGGACAAGGAGAAGAGGGGAUUGGGGGAAGUGGAGAGGAAGGAGGAGAAGAGAGGAUUGGGGGAAGUGGAGAGGAAGGAGGAGAAGAGAGGAUUGGGGGAAGUGGAGAGGAAGGAGGAGAAGAGAGGAUUGGGGGAAGUGGAGAGGAAGGAGGAGAAGAGAGGAUUGGGGGAAGUG